UGCAGUAUAAGCACGAAAUGGGCCAGUUGCCCUUCUUCACAAACGCCACCCAAAGCAAGUUGAAAGCCCUAAUAACAUCUCUCUCUCACUCUCUCUCUCUCUCUCUCUCUCGCGAGGGGCACUGACUCUUGCUCCGCCUGUGUCACGCCCUAGGUAUUAAUCUUGUUUGAGUCGAGUGUAUUUUUAGCAUCAAUUUUAUUGGGAGUAUGGAUGGGAACAAACGAAGUUUUUUCAAGAAAACCCCCAGCAUCCAAUUUAAGAAGAGAGGAGACAACAAGAAAGGAAGAUGGAAUAAUUCAAGCCGUGAACAGUCUUCAGGGAAUUCUCAAACUGUGGACACUGUCUACCGUAUACUGUGUCCUUCUAGAAAAAUUGGUGGUGUUAUUGGAAAAGGUGGCAGCAUAGUCAAAGCCUUGAGAGAAGAGACGCAGGCAAAGAUUACAGUUGCUGAUUCUGUUCCCGGCUCUGAUGAGAGAGUGAUUAUUAUAUAUAGUUCUCCAAAGAAAAUUUCAGGUAAGCAGAAUGAUGAUAAAGAUUCAUCUGGGGGGAAUGAAAUGGAGCCCUUGGAACCUCUAUGUGCUGCCCAGGAUGCCCUUUUAAAAGUUCAUGACAGGAUUAUUGAGGAGGAUCUCUUUGGUGGCAUGACAUUUGAUGAUGAUAAUGAUAACAGUGUUGUCACUGCACGACUUUUAGUUCCAAACCAUAUGGUAGGAUGUCUUCUUGGCAAAGGUGGAGAUGUUAUUCAAAGAUUGCGGAGUGAGACGGGUGCAAAUAUUCGUGUUCUCCCUGCAGACCAUCUUCCUGCAUGUGCUAUGAGCACCGAUGAAUUGGUGCAGGUAUCUGGAAAACCAGAUGUAGCAAAGAGAGCGCUUUAUGAAGUAUCGACUCAAUUACAUCAUAAUCCACGCAAAGACAAAUCUCCUCUGACUUUCUCUAUGCCUUUUGGAGGCCAAGGAUUUCAUCCUCCUGGAGGUCCCAUGCCUAGUAUGCUUCCACCAGGAAAUCCAAUGUGGUCCCAUCGGGACUCUAGUCCUCAUGGUAUGCCCCGGCCGUGGGUGGAGAGAUAUGGAAACCAGCAUUCUGGAUUUGAACCAAUGGGUUUCAAUGGUGUUCCUCCUGGAGCUGGAGCUGGAGCUGAAGCGUCAGCAGAGUUCUCUAUGAAAAUUUUGUGUUCAGCUGGGAGAAUUGGUGGGGUGAUUGGCAAGGGAGGUUUUAAUGUAAAACAGUUGCAGCAUGAGACAGGAGGCAGUAUACAUGUUCAGGAUGCAUCAACCGAGUCUGAUGAACGUGUGAUUCGCGUCUCUGCUUUUGAGGCUCUCUGGAACCCAAGAUCACAGACCAUUGACGCAAUUCUUCAUCUUCAGAAUAAAGUUAGCGAAUACUCUGAAAAAGGCAAUAUUAUUACCAGGCUUCUUGUCCCAUCGAGUAAGGUUGGUUGCAUUCUUGGACAAGGAGGUCAUGUUAUUAAUGAGAUGAGAAGGAGAACCCAGGCAGACAUUCGAGUUUACUCCAAAGAUGACAAGCCUAAGUGUGCCGCUGAAGAUGAAGAGCUUGUCCAGGUAUCUGGAAACUUUGGUGUUGCCAAAGAUGCUCUGGCAGAGAUUGCAUCAAGACUCAGGGUGAGAACCCUGCGAGAUGCAACUGCUGGAGCAGAAACUGCUCCUGUUGGACCUGCCCAGAGAUAUGGUCGUGCAGGAAGCAUGCCUAGUAGGGGACUCCCACCAUCUGGCACAAUGGGAGCUGGUAACUCUGGUAGAUAUGAUCCGCUAAUGGUUGAAGGACAUGAAUAUGAACGUCAGAGCUAUCCGGUUCCGCCAGCUGCUGCUGGAUACCCAAAUAUCAAUACUGCUUUGGAUGUUAAGAUUUCAAAUAUUGGAUCAGGAGGGAGCAACAUUUCCAAUGUUGGUGAGGUUGGUGGAGCAAGAGUGAAUUACCAAGACUCUCAAGUUGGUGGCUCCGAAGGUAUUGCCAAGAUCCGGGGUUCUGAGCAUUCAAAUGCAGCAGCACAUCAGUCUUUCAUGGGUUCUGGUGGACAAAGUAUGAAUUAUCAGAACUCCUACCAGAAUAGGAAUGCCCUGCAAGGCUCCCACCAAAACAUGAAUGCUCAGCAAAGCAACCAAGGCUCCCACCAGAACCUGAACGCCCAGCAAAGCCCCUACCAAUUGAGUGGUCAGCCAGGAUCCUACCCCAACAUUAGUGUACCUCAAGCCGCAUACCACAACAUCAGUGCGUAUCAAGGUUACCAGUACUGACUGCGAAUUCGGCAAUUUUGUACCAUAAUUAAUUCUUAUGCAGUUUAAAUUUGUUAGUUUUAUUCCUUGAAAUAGGAUUGUGACGGGUGCUUAUAGAGGCUCACUUAGGAGGAGGUUAUUUAGAUGUGAACUGAAAGAAACAUUUCUGCUCUGCUUUGCCUGGGGGAGUUGUAACUUGUAAGCAUCUUCACGCAGUUCAAGAAUAUUUAAAAAAUUGUUGUUCAAUAUUAGGAUUCCUGUAUAGACAAUUCACCUUGAGUUUAAAAUCUUUUAGAUUUGUUCACAAA
This is a messenger RNA of Juglans microcarpa x Juglans regia, 2539 nucleotides long. Its product is annotated as KH domain-containing protein At4g18375-like. Gene Ontology annotation, molecular function: mRNA binding. The record is from RefSeq and is a predicted model, not a curated record. Gene Ontology annotation, biological process: regulation of gene expression. Lineage: Eukaryota; Viridiplantae; Streptophyta; Magnoliopsida; Fagales; Juglandaceae. Gene Ontology annotation, cellular component: nucleus; cytoplasm.